GGCCACCUUGCAACAUGGCGUAGCCGGCAACCAAUCCCGAGCCGGCGACGCCCUGUUCUUCUCUUCUUCUUCUCCGGCCGCCCGUUGCCCGUUCCCCCACGACAGUGGCUCGCCUGCCUGCCUGCCAGCCAGCCGUUCCCGGAGCCGUGCCUUGCCGUGGUAUUUACAUCCGCGCUGUGCUGUUUGCUGCAAGCCCCAGAGCCCCAGCGGCCUAAAUCGAAACCGCCGGACUCGGACUCCAAAAUGGGUACUGGUGCCUGCGCUUAAGUGCAGCGCCGCUACCCCCCGCCCCGCGGCCGGAUUUGGAAAGUCGCCGCGCACCCUCCCCGACCCGAUCAGCGAAACCACAGUGGCUGCUCGUACCCUCCGCACAGGGAAUGAGACAAGCUAUGCAAUAGUCUUGUAGAAGAUUGCAUUUCGUGUUAGUCCCAGCAAAUGGACCCAAAUCAACAGCAGCAACAAGCAUUACAUCAACAGCAACAAGUCAUGCAGCAGCAACAACAGCAAGCAAUGCAACAGCAGCAAGCAAUGCAGCAGCAGCAACAACAGCAACAGCAGCAGCAGCAGCAACAACAACAACAGAUGCAGCAAGGCCAAGCUCCUCAGGUGGUGCAACAGCAAGUGAUGGCAGUGCAUGAUGGUUCUACUGUGAGUGGUGCUGGUGCUGGCGGAGCAAGCGUAGCAAUGGGCAUGAUGACUCAAAAUCCUCAAGCUGUCACACUUGUUGCGUCUUCCAUGCCUUCAGGCAUGACUCAGGCUGGUCAACCGCAAGUUCAGCCUCAGCAGGUAACUGUGUCGAUGCAACAGCCGGGCAUGGCAGGUCAAGGGAUGAACCCAGGCCCUGGCCAAACCCAGAAUGCUAUGGUCCCGCAGUCCCAGUCAGGUGCAACUCCUCUGACUUCCAUGUCGUCCCUUCAUCAUUCCUUAGGACAUGCUCAUCCUAAUAUGGGUCAUUCUCAGAUGCAGCCAUUGCAGGUCAUACAACAGCCUCUUCAGAAUGGAUCAUACAUCCAGCAGUUGUACAACCCACAAGGCCAGCUUAUCAUGCCGGGAAACAUCGCUCUGCAUCAGGGUGGUAUGAACGCUCAACCAAUUCAAGUUAUAACAGCCAAUGGCAAGACAAUGCUACCGACUGGCCAGGCGUCCGCUUUCCCAAACUACAUACCCACCACUACAAAUCAGACGCUCAUCCUUUCAAACUUAUCAAAUCUUGGUGUAAUCAGCAGCCAACCUAAUUUGCUGCCUGCUCAGCCAGGUACUCCUACAGGAAAGCCUCAAGAUAUGCAGAAGGGAUUGUCAACGCAGACUGUUGUUAGUGCUGCCAAUGGUGGCAUGAAAACUUCCACUAUGGUCCAGCCUCAAACUCCUCAGCAACAGCAGCAGCAGCAAAAUCAAAAUCCACAGCAACAGCAGCAACCUGGUGGGCCACAGCAACAAUCUCUUUCAGGCUGUGUGGUGUCGCAACCUCAGUACGUGACAACGCAGGCGCCCACUGCUACAAUGCUUGGCGCCCAGGGCCAGAUUAUCAGCCCUCUUCAGCAGGGAGGACAGCCUAUGCAGUUUCCGUUCACUCAAUUUCCUCAGGGUAUUACCUGGACCUCCGGAGGGAUAAUUGGUAAUCAAAUACCCCAAAACCACAUCAUCAUUCGUCCUACUCAAGCUGAUGGCACACCAGGACCACCUCAAAUGUUCCUUCAGAGUCCUCCAUCACAAGUGAUGACACCUCAACCUCAGCAAAUGCCUGCUGUUCAGUCCAUUCAACAAAUGGGCAAGCCAAGACCAGCCCUGGAAAUGGCAACCAACAUCCAGCCCAAAAUGCAACCACGUGCAGUACCUACAAUUCUCCCCUCUCAAAAUCACAGACCAGCAACCUCCGUCUCCACCCAGACUUUCCAAAACGCUUCCCCCAGUCAGGUCCAAGCUCAGAAGAAUCAACAAAAGCCCAACCGUACUAAACUGGCGAUGGCCCGUGGGCCUCAGCCAAUCCCAGUGCAGCCUGCACCAGCGCCCACUCCUAUACCGAGCAUGCACAUGGCUCAAAACAAAGAUGCUAAUGGUCAGCCAAAAGUGGGAACUGGCAUGCCAUCUGUCUCUAUGCCUAGAAUGAUGGUAGCAAACGGCACUCAGAUGACUUCAGACAACAAGCAACUUGUACCAGCCCAAAUGAUGCAAGCUCAACAGGUUCAGCAACUGCAGCAGCAGAAAAUGAUGACCAUGCCUCAAAUGCAACAAGUUCCCUAUAUGCUCCAGUCCUCUCAGGGUGUAGUUAUGGUACAACAAAUGCCGCCUGGCCAGCAGGCACCUCCAGGAACAACAGUCCAGGCACAGACUGUUCAAACUCAAAUGUUGCAGCAGGCUCAACAAGCUCAGCACCAGGCUCAGCAGCAAGCACAGCAACAAGCCGUGCAGCACCAGCAGGCUCAGCAGCAGGCCGCGCAGCAAGCUCAGCAGCAGCAUGCGGCCCAGCAGCAGGCACAGCAGCAGGCACAGCAGCAGGCACAGCAGCAAGCCCAGCAGGCUCAGCACGCUGCUCAACAGGCACACGCGGCACACGCCGCACAGCAGCAGCAACAGCAGCACGCUGCCCAGCAGCAAGCGCAACAGCAAGCGCAGCAGCAGGCACAGCAGCAGGCACAACAGCAGGCACAACAGGGCCAGCGAGUCCAGACCCCUACGCCAGCACCGCAGGCUGUGGGGCAGCAGCCCAACCAGAUGCCUCAAGGCGCGGCUGGAGAUAGACCCAUCAUGCCUGUGGCCUCAAUGCCCUCCACAACAGUAACCACGACCCAAGCUUCUUCAACGCAGAGCUCACAGGCUCAGUCACAGCAAGCGUCUUCACCAAUGAUUCCAUCCAAACCGCUUGUAAAGGCUGAGAAGCCAAAUGCCAAUGGAGAAGCUCAGACUAAUGGGGUUGAUGAAGUCAAAGCCAGUGGUCCACCUAAAGCAAUGGUCAAGCCUCAAGUGCUUACACAUGUUAUAGAGGGUUUCGUCAUUCAUGAAGCAUCAGAACCUUUCCCUGUUGGUCGGUCUCUAAGUGAUUUGACAAGUAAGGCAAAUAUCCAAGAUGCCAAGCCUGAAUCUGACGACGAGCCUCCUCGGAAGAAAGCCAAUGUUGAUAAUAUCCAAGGAGAUCUCAGCAAAUGUGAAACAUGUGGGAAACUGGGCAAUUAUGGCAAAAAGAAGAGACGAUUCUGUAACCCCAACUGUGCCAAAAACAAGAAAGUGGGUCCAUCUGCUGGUGAAGUUAAUGGAACUGUUACCAAGGACUCAAAUAUCAUGGAUACAAGUGCAGAUACCAAUACAGCUGUAACGCCAAUGGAUUCUGAUUUGCCAAGAUCCUUCACUGCUGAAGCUCCUGGUAUUAACCCGGUGAUGAACUGGACGGUCAAUGAGGUGGUUGAGUUCAUUCGCAAUCUUCCUGGCUGUAAUGACUAUGCUGAGGAUUUUGCUAUCCAGGAAAUAGAUGGCCAGGCUUUAAUGCUGUUAAAAGCAGACCAUCUUAUGGCAGCUAUGUCAAUGAAACUUGGGCCUGCAUUGAAAAUUUGUGCCAAGAUUGACACUUUCCGAGUGGACACACAAAGUGCAACACAGGAAAAAGCUUAGUGGUUUUUAGUUUCAUAGUUUAUUUCUUUACUUUAUGACUUUGUGAUGUGUAGUCGUGUAAAUUGUGUAAAUUUUGAAGCUAGCAAAAGCCCCAUUGUGGAGUUUGUGCUCUUCAGUACUGACUGCCUGUCAGCUUAAAGACAUUUACUUAUACCUAAUAUUUGGUAUGUCAAUAUGUUAGUCAGUUAAAUUUUAAAUCAUUAUUUAUGCAUCUUGUUGUAUAUAUGUCCUAUUACCUUUCAGAUUAUAUAAUUUUCUUCUUUCACGAACUUGAUGCCUGUACAUUUAAAUUCUAUCCUCCAAUGUGUUCCAUUUGAGUCAUACAAUAUUGUACUUUAGGCUGUUACUUCAAGCUGGGGUCAAAUGUAGAUUAUUUAAAUUAAUACUCUGUUAAAUGUAUACAUUUGUAAUCAAGUCUCCCAGCUGGGAUAAUGCUAAAUUGAAAUUUAUGUCUAAGAUGGGGCCUUUCCAUUUCAUUGAAUUAUUUCGCUUGAGUUUUCAAUUGCCAUAUCAAGUGUCAUGGGCCCUGUUGACUUGAUGAUACCAUAUCUGAGACAUACUUUUAUGUCUCCGCAAAACUUUGUAGUAUUGUGGUCAAUAAAUCACACUCCAGUCUCUGUUGAUUGGUUUUGUUGAUAAGCUAGUCAUACCAUGCAACCUUAGUAAGGAUCUGAUCUAAGAAAACUUUGAUGAAACUCUAAGUGAAAUGUUGUCCACAAGGGAGGUGUUUGUAAUGUGACAGUAGAUGAGACUGAAGACAAAGGUCUGCUGUUCACUACUUAUCAUAAAAGGAACCAUUAAAUUAAUAAAAUGUGUGGGACUGGUACUUAAUGACUGCCUUAAAUGUUUGCUAAGUUAAUUGUAUAAAAUAUAGGUCUAGUUUCAAUGUGUUAAUAAGUUAUUGUCAGCUCAGUCCAAAUGUUUAAAAAGAAAACCUGUUUCUGCUGUCUUUAAGUUUUCCAUAGGGAACAAAUUAUGUUGACCAGCAAAGUGUGAAUUUACGACUUUGGCAAAUGAAUUAUUUUAGCCUCUUUAAAGAUUGCAUUAUUUUUUAUGUUUAAAGUGGCUAGAAAAGUUCAAUUUUUAAAUGUUGACUAUUUUUUGCCCAACCUGUUACUGUGGUUGUUGAGAAAUGUCAUGGUAGCUGAAGUCUCAUUAAAGUUGUUAUUUACAUAUAUCAAUUUUCAUCUGCUCAUGUUUUAUUUUCUUGUAAUUAUGUAUAAAGGGAAUCAUUUGCAUAUGAACCAUAAAUGCUCUAAUUUUGUACCUAUGAUUACUGCUCUCAGAUCCUGAUACAAUUUUCUUGCAUGUGUGUUUCAUGUGUCUUCAACAAAACUGUGAUACCAUUUAGUUUGCGUCAUCCUCUUUAUGUAUUAUUAAGUAUUGUCAGUAAAUUUGCUGCUGUUGUUCUCAGAGAAUUUGCUUGGUACAAACUGUCUUGUACCUGUAUAGAGUACUUCAAGCUUCUUUCCCAUUAAUUGUGAAUGAUAAUUUCUUGGCUUAUCCCUGACUCAAUGAUAAUUGAUGGGCUGGUGAUGUAAUGUUGGCCUCAUCUUAUCACAAUUUUUUUUACUCUAUGGAAUUAAAUCACUGCCAACUUGUUUUAGUGUUUUUUUUUUCUUUUUGUUUUGAAGCUUUAAUUAAUAAUCUUCUAUCUCAAAUAAAAAUACUGUUAAUGAUUUUUUA
Molecule: messenger RNA, 5289 nt
Organism: Thrips palmi
Lineage: Eukaryota; Metazoa; Arthropoda; Insecta; Thysanoptera; Thripidae
Product: polyhomeotic-proximal chromatin protein-like
Exons: 15
Coding region: 436-3603 (1055 amino acids)
Cellular component (GO): PRC1 complex
Molecular function (GO): protein binding
Source: RefSeq, a predicted model, not a curated record